GGCCAUUGAUACAGGGGUAGUUUCGUCCAUCUACAUUACUCGAUAAACCCUCCCAAUUGCUACUGUACCAAAAACCAGGAAGAAGAAAGUAGGGUUUUUCCAGAAUUUCUUCUUCGUCUACUUCACUGAAGAUGCAAUCCCUAAUUAGGGCAGUUCGAUCGCAAUGCAGAAUCACCUCGGAGAUCGUCCCGUCGAAUAUUCGAAGCUUUGAUUCACUCUCCUCCAUUGUUUCGGGAAAGAAACUUGGCCAUGAAUGUGAUUCAAAACAUGGGUAUGCUGUACCUGCACUAGCUUUCUUCAGCGGUAGUGCAAAGUUUGGAGCCAUUCAUGAGGCUUCUUGCUGCACCUGCGCUAGCUGUCUUCACAGGUGCUUCUCGACAGCUGGUACUCCUGCAGCAUCAGUCACACAGGAUACUACAGCUCCUGAAAUCGACGUGCCUACGCGCAUUAAAUUUAAGAGGCUUGACAAAACAGCGAGACACAUAAUGCAGAUUCUGGAUAAAGAAGCAGUUGAGGAGGUAAGGGGACAGAGAGAAAUGCCUGAUAUCAAGCCAGGAUAUAUUAUCCAGCUCAAAUUGGAAGUUCCUGAGAACAAACGACGUAUUACUACAAUAAAAGGCAUUGUUAUAGCAAGACGGAAUGCAGGAUUAAACUCAACAUUUAGAAUAAGGAGGCUAGUUGCUGGAGUUGGGGUUGAGAGUCUUCUUCCAAUGUAUUCACCUAACAUAAAGGAGAUAAAAGUGCUGGAUAAGAAGAAAGUGAGGAGAGCCAAGUUAUACUACCUGAGGGAAAAGAUGAACCCCCUGAAGAAAUAGGGCCCAGCUUUGUUUCAAUUGUAUGGAGAUGGAAUGAUUUGCCACCUAGGAAAAAGCAGGGUUCUUCAGAAAGAUCUGCAAACACUCUGCAUUAUAUAAUAUCUGUGGAAUCAAUGUUAGCUGGGCUGUUGCAUCUUCAGGAUGGCAAUGUCAGAUCAUUUUUGUUAACAGAUCCCAAAACCAGUUUAUAUAUGUCAAAAGUUUCUUCUGUGUAAUUCCUGGUGCGUAAAAAGUGCAAUGUUUAUCAAGGUUUAGCAAUGUGGGUGAUGUGUUGUCGAAUGUUGACAAUGUUUUAAAGGCCUUAUUUAAGCUGCCAGGGUAAUAAAUCCUUUUGCUGGUUCCUCCUUGA
This is a messenger RNA of Spinacia oleracea (spinach), 1164 nucleotides long. RefSeq names its product 50S ribosomal protein L19-2, chloroplastic. NCBI's taxonomy places the organism in Eukaryota, Viridiplantae, Streptophyta, Magnoliopsida, Caryophyllales, Amaranthaceae. The coding region runs from base 132 to 815 and encodes 227 amino acids. Gene Ontology annotation, biological process: translation. Gene Ontology annotation, molecular function: structural constituent of ribosome. Gene Ontology annotation, cellular component: ribosome. The record is from RefSeq and is a predicted model, not a curated record. The transcript has 6 exons.